CUAGGACAGGUGUAACAGAGAGAAGAGCAACGUGGCACUGUGUCGGUUGGCAGUGUGACUCUGCGGACUCGAGUGUAGUGCCCCUCAGACCCCCGUCGACGCGUGAAGAGAAAAUCCAAGAUGGCGAACCUAGCGACAACCGCUGCGAUGCUGUUAGCGGCUUCUGCUAUCGUCUUCCUAGCAGUGAGCAACAAACGAGUGAAUGAGGCAGCUUUAGCGAAGAAAGUGGAGGUGGAGAGAGCUGUUGGAGACAAAGACCAAGAGAUUAAGAACUGCCAGACAACCGCUAGUGAGAAGUCCAACCAGAUCUCGUCCCUGAAGACGAAGGUGGAUGGCGUCAAGCAACAAGUGAAACAAGUUCAAACCCAGAUUGACCCUAUCGCCGGAGUCAGUGACAAGGAUGUCGAGGUCCUGUCAAAAGAACUCGCUGAACUGCAGAAGAAGUUUGAUGAAGUUAAUGCCGAAAUUGCCAGCUUGGGAAGUGCCACGACGAUUGGCACUACGGUGUAAAUUAAACUCCUGUCGAAGUUUGUGUAAGGAAGAAAGGAAAA
This is a messenger RNA of Penaeus indicus, 551 nucleotides long. RefSeq lists its product as uncharacterized. The coding region runs from base 121 to 510 and encodes 129 amino acids. Lineage: Eukaryota; Metazoa; Arthropoda; Malacostraca; Decapoda; Penaeidae. The record is from RefSeq and is a predicted model, not a curated record. The transcript has 5 exons.